CAUUUUCUUCACCAUUAAAAUUAAUCCCAAGUGUCGAAAUGCCUGUGGGUGGUCGUGUUGCUAAGAGUGGAUACUCUAAUGGAUUCAGUGGAGUUGGACGCUCUUACGGAGAUAUAAAUGAAGAGCUGUGGAUAACAUCAAUUGCAAUGGCCAUUCUAAUCCUUAUCCUAAUUGCGAUCGCUCUCUUGUACAUUCUCUAUGAAAAAUGUAACAAGAAGCGAGAAUAUUUCAUCAACGCUUGAAAUUGAAAAGAGUGUGAG
This is a messenger RNA of Clunio marinus, 260 nucleotides long. The record is from the annotation of a GenBank genome assembly. NCBI's taxonomy places the organism in Eukaryota, Metazoa, Arthropoda, Insecta, Diptera, Chironomidae.